CACUCACAUGGACCACCUCUUCUUCUUCACAUGCUUCUUCCCGGGGUCCUUCUCAGCAACGCCCUUACCAAGAUGGCAGCCAACAGUAGCAGCACGGGUAGCAAGUCCGGCACCAACACCUCCGGCGGGAAACAGUCCGGCCCGUCAGCCGAACAGGUGGUGGCAACAUUUCAGAGGAUGCGUCAGGAGCAGCGCAGUAUGGCUUCUAAAGCCGCAGAGUUGGAGAUGGAGAUCAACGAGCACAGCUUAGUAAUUGACACCCUGAAGGACGUGGACCCGUCGAGGAAAUGCUAUCGUCUAGUAGGAGGAGUGUUGGUGGAGAGGACGGUAAAAGAAGUUCUACCAGCCUUGGAAACCAACAAAGAACAGAUCUCCAAAAUAAUCGAGUCCAUCAACACACAAAUGCAGUCGAAAGGACGGGAGCUCACAGAGUACAGGGAACGCUACAACAUCCGGUUGGUGGGCGAGGGUGAAGGAGAUGCACAAGGCCAGUCGGCAGCGUCCUCCAGGGACAGCGAAGGAGGCGGGUCUAAAACCGGAGCUGGCGUUUUAGUGUCGUAGUUUGUAAUAAUAGAGCGUGACAGUAGGGCCUUUAUGAUUUCUGCAGUACUGAAAAACACGGUUGGAGUCCCAAAAUCUAAAGGUUUGAAGGUUGAACUGUUCACAGGCUUAGUUUUGACGUUAGAUGAAAUUUCUGCUAACCAUAAUGCACUUGGUAUUGAAGUUCGUCGACACAUAGUACGCAGUAGUUCUCUGCUUCUGUAAAGAUUAAAAGGUGUUUGUCUUGCAUUUGCCUUUCGCUGAAGCUGACCCUUUUUUUGUAUUUCUGGAAUACUGUGGCAUAAAUUAAAACAUCUAAACUCAAGUACUUGUUUCAGUCUUACUCUCAUUUACACACAAGCGAGUAAAUAUGAUUUCACUGGAGAUUUGAAGAAACAUACAAGACAAACUUCAGAUUUUGGACUGACAACUUAAAAAUGAGG
Messenger RNA from Larimichthys crocea (large yellow croaker), 983 nucleotides. RefSeq names its product prefoldin subunit 2 (gene pfdn2). Bases 31 to 561 code for a protein of 176 amino acids. The transcript has 4 exons. The record is from RefSeq and is a predicted model, not a curated record. Gene Ontology annotation, biological process: protein folding. Gene Ontology annotation, cellular component: prefoldin complex. NCBI's taxonomy places the organism in Eukaryota, Metazoa, Chordata, Actinopteri, Sciaenidae.